UAACCCCCUAUAAAUACCCUCCAUUUUCCCACACCCCAUCAUCGCAUUUCUACAACAUAUAUUCACAAGUUAUAUACAUUUCUUUGUCCCCUUGUCCUUGUUGCUAUCAAUCUUUUUUCUUUUGAGAAGAUGACUAUUGCUAUUGAGCAGCCUGAUCUUGGCUUACAAGUGGAUGCCAAGAAAAUCCCUUCUGACACAAAUGAACUUAUCUUGGAUGGAGGAUUUGCCCUUCCCAAAUUGGAACCACAAGUUGGAUUUGAAGCCCCAGAAAUCAACUCAUUUGGCCACUCCUUUAGAGAUUACAAUGCGGAAAGCGAGAGACAAAAGACUGUUGAGGAGUUCUACCGACUGAACCACAUCAAUCAGACGUAUGACUUUGUGAAGAAGAUGAGGGAAAAGUACGGAAAACUUGAUAGAGUGGAGAUGAGCAUUUGGGAAUGCUGCGAAUUGCUGAACGAUGUGGUAGAUGACAGCGAUCCUGAUUUGGAUGAACCCCAGAUUGAGCACUUGCUGCAAACUGCAGAGGCCAUCAGAAAGGAUUACCCCCAUGAGGAUUGGCUGCAUUUGACUGCCCUCAUCCACGAUCUUGGAAAAGUGCUGCUUCUUCCUAGCUUUGGAGGGUUGCCCCAAUGGGCUGUUGUUGGUGAUACAUUCCCUCUUGGAUGUGCAUUUGAUGAGUCCAUUGUUCACCACAAGUACUUCAAGGACAAUUCCGACACUCACAAUCCUGCAUACAACACCAAGAAUGGGAUUUACGAAGAAGGAUGUGGCCUAGAGAACGUUGUCAUGUCGUGGGGGCACGACGACUAUAUGUACUUGGUGGCUAAGGAAAACGGGACUACUCUACCUUCAGCUGCAUUGUUCAUCGUCCGUUACCACUCGUUCUAUCCCUUGCACAGAGCUGGAGCUUACACACACUUGAUGAAUGAGGAGGAUAAAGAGAACUUGAAGUGGCUGCAGAUAUUCAACAAAUACGAUCUAUACAGCAAGAGCAAAGUUCGGGUCGAUGUUGACAAAGUGAAGCCGUACUACCUCUCCCUCAUUGAAAAGUAUUUCCCAGCAAAGCUGAAAUGGUAAAUACAUUCGCAAAUUGAGGACAGGGAAGAACAACAUCCAUCGAUCAACAAAAAUUAAUACAUUAAAAGAUGAUUGUGGUUGGGGAUCAGAGGAUUAAAUGUAUAUACAUUGGUUGGAUGGUCAGAUAUUUUAUUUUAUUAUUUUUUCUUUUUUCCCUUCGCAGUAUUUGUAAUUUUUUUUUUAUUUUCGUAGUAAUCAUUUUCUUUGUAUCGGUGUAAUUGUUCAUCUCCUUUUGUUACUUCAUAUUUUCACUCUCCA
Molecule: messenger RNA, 1335 nt
Organism: Sesamum indicum (sesame)
Lineage: Eukaryota; Viridiplantae; Streptophyta; Magnoliopsida; Lamiales; Pedaliaceae
Gene: MIOX2
Product: myo-inositol oxygenase 2
Biological process (GO): inositol catabolic process
Cellular component (GO): cytoplasm
Molecular function (GO): inositol oxygenase activity; iron ion binding
Source: RefSeq, a predicted model, not a curated record